Messenger RNA from Cicer arietinum (chickpea), 5579 nucleotides. RefSeq names its product DNA-directed RNA polymerase IV subunit 1. The record is from RefSeq and is a predicted model, not a curated record. Gene Ontology annotation, molecular function: DNA binding; DNA-directed RNA polymerase activity. NCBI's taxonomy places the organism in Eukaryota, Viridiplantae, Streptophyta, Magnoliopsida, Fabales, Fabaceae. Gene Ontology annotation, biological process: DNA-templated transcription.
CACCCUCGGUCUCCACAACUUCACUCUUUUUUUGUUUCUCUCUCAACUUAUUGAAUACCUUUUCUCUCUUCUUUCGAAAGUGACCGGCGGCGUUUUCCUUAUUUUUCUUUUCUUUCCUUUCUUUCCCACGCUAACUCGAAUUCUUAACUCUUCUCUCUCUCUCUCUUAUUCGUUAUUUUCUCUGCGAUUUUGGGGGUAAACUCAACCUCAUACUCUUUUCACCUUAGUCUCCGCAUUCAUAACUGAGUUAUCGCGAAAUCUUUUGGGCUUGAAAUUAGUUCUUUCGGGCACAGAGUGAUACAGUUAGUCCUUUCUUACCACGAACCUUGGAGCGCAGCUUAUUACUGCGCCCAAGUUUUUCAAGGCUGCUUGAAAUUUUCUGCUGUGUGCAAGGUUACCAAAUUCCAUGGAUGAUGAAGACCUCGCUACAGAGCACAUAGUGCCAUCUGGUCUCAUAAAGGCGAUAAAGUUUGAUGUUUUAACGGGAGAAGAUAUAGAGAAGAUUUCUGCUUUAGAGAUAAAUGCACCGACACAGGUCACUUGUUCUGAUUUGGGACUUCCAAAUUUGUCUUUGGGGUGCACGACAUGUGGUUCAAAAGAUAGAAAGUCCUGUGAAGGUCAUUUUGGAGCAAUCAAAUUUCCUUUUACCAUAUUACAUCCAUACUUCAUGGCAGAGAUUGCGGAAAUCUUGAACAAGAUUUGCCCUGCAUGUAAAUCUAUUCGACGUGAAUUACGGAUCAAGCGUGUUAAAUCACUCCUUGGAUUCAAUCAGCCCAAAGGUUGCAAAUAUUGUGGAAAUGGUAUGGGUCGUUAUCCUACCAUGAAAUUCAGAGUUUCAUCCAAUGAUUUCUUCAGGAGAACUGCAAUUAUUGUUGAAGUAAAUGAUGUAGCUUUAAAGAAGAAAAGAAAUUUGGGGAGAGGAUUGCCUGCUGAUUAUUGGGAUUUUAUCCUCGGAGAUGCUCAACAAGAAGAAAAUCAUGCAAAUAGAAUGGUUUUAUCACCCGUUCAGGUUGAGAAUAUUUUGAGUGGAGUUGAUUCGAACUUUAUUAAAAAGUAUAUUCCAAGAAUGGAUUUGGUUGCUCUCAGUUGCUUCUUGGUGGCACCAAAUUGUCAUCGUGUAACAGAAGUCCCUCAUCGACUUUCUGGGGGAUAUCCAUUGAGUUUCGAUAACAGAACCAGAGCUUGUAAGAAAUUGGUUGAUUUCAGGGGUACAGCAAAUGAGUUAAGUUCUCGUGUUUUGGAUUGCCUGAGGUUCUCCAAGAUAAAUCCUGAUAAAACACCAAGUAAUGUAUUUACUGAGAUCCAACUAAGAAAGGUUGGAGAAAAUGCUUGCAAUUCUUCUGGUUUAAGAUGGAUGAAAGAUAUCGUUCUUGGAAAACGCAAUGAUAGUUCAUUCCGUACUGUGGUUGUCGGCGAUCCAGACCUUGAGCUUAGUGAAAUUGGUUUACCUUGUCAAAUUGCAGAAGGUUUACAGGUUUCUGAGUACGUAAAUAGGCAGAAUAAGCAAAAUUUGCUGUAUUGUUGUGAGCUGCGUUUGUUAGAGAAGGGACAGAUAAAUGUUUGCAGAAAGGGUCGUCCUGUUGUUCUGUUCAAAAAAGAAGACGUGCAGAUAGGAGACAUAUUUUAUAGGCCUCUUGUUGAUGGGGACAGAGUGUUGAUAAACAGGCCUCCUUCCAUACAUCAACAUUCUAUGAUUGCUCUCACGGUUAGGGUUCUUCCAAUAUCUUCAGUAGUAUCUAUUAAUCCACUCUGCUGUUCACCUCUGCGUGGGGAUUUUGAUGGUGAUUGCCUUCAUGGGUAUAUUCCACAAUCAGUUGGUGCAAGAGUAGAGCUUAAUGAGCUGGUUGCUCUGGAUAAGCAACUUAUUAAUGGGCAAAGUGGUAGAAAUCUGCUUUCACUUUCUCAGGAUAGUUUAACUGCUGCAUAUUUGCUGUUGGAAGACGGGGUGCUUUUGAAUGUUUACCAAAUGCAGCAGCUUCAAAUGCAUUGCAGUAGAAAGUUAAUACCUCCUGCAAUUGUAAAAGCUCCUUCAAGUAACACCUCGUGUUGGAGUGGCAAGCAAUUGUUCAGCAUGCUCAUGCCUUCUAGUUUUGACUAUGCUUUUCCGUCAGAUGGCGUUUUUGUUUGUGAUGGGGAGCUGAUAUCUUGUUCUGAGGCUUCUGGGUGGUUACGUGAUUCAGACAACAAUGUUUUCCAGAGUCUUGUAGAACAUUUUCAAGGGAAGACUCUAGACAUUUUGCAUGGUGCACAGAAAGCUCUUUGUGAGUGGUUGUCUAUGACAGGGUUUAGUGUUUCCCUGUCAGAUUUGUACCUAUCUUCUGAUUCUUAUGCACGGAAAAACAUGAUAGAGGAAAUCUCCUAUGGUUUACAAGAAGCAGAACAGGCUUGUGAUUUCAAUCAGUUAUUGGUAGAUUAUUGUUGUGAUUUUCUUUCAGGAAGUCUUCAAGAGAUUGAAAAUUUGGUGGCUGUUGACGUGGAUUGUCUGAAUUAUGAAAGGCAAAUAUCUGCUGCUCUAAGUCAAGCGUCUGUUGAUGCUUUCAGACAAGUUUUUCGCAAUAUUCAGAGUUUGGCUGAUAAAUAUGCGUGCAAGGACAAUGCUUUCCUAGCUAUGUUUAAGGCUGGAAGCAAGGGUAAUUUACUGAAAUUAGUGCAACAUUCCAUGUGCCUUGGACUGCAACAUUCUCUGGUUCGUCUACCAUACAAAAUUCCCCGUAAACUCUCAUGUGCUGCUUGGAACAGUCAAAAGGGAAUGCAAAUUUUUUCUGAUACUGUUGAACCUGUCCAGUCUUACAUUCCAUAUGCUGUGGUUGAAAGCUCUUUUCUUACUGGGUUGAAUCCACUAGAAUGUUUUGUUCAUUCAGUGACAAAUCGUGAUAGCUCUUUCAGUGACAAUGCAGACCUUCCUGGGACGUUGACCCGUAGACUUAUGUUCUUCAUGCGUGAUAUGUAUGAUGCAUAUGAUGGAACAGUGAGAAAUUUAUAUGGUAAUCAACUUAUUCAGUUUUCUUAUGAUGCUGAAGAGGAUUCAUCUUGUGAUAGCCAUUUCCGAGAGGAUACUAUAGGUGGUGAACCGGUUGGAACACUUUCUGCUUGUGCGGUUUCUGAGGCUGCUUACAGUGCUUUGAGUCAACCUAUUAGUCUACUUGAAGCAUCACCUUUGCUGAAUUUAAAAUAUGUUCUGGAGUGUGGUUCAAGGAAGAGAGGUGGUGAUCAGACUGUGUCUUUAUUUUUGUCUGAGAAAAUUGGUAAACAGAGAAAUGGGUUUGAGUAUGCAGCACUAGAAGUUAAGAAUUAUUUGGAAAGAUUGAUGUUCUCAGACAUUGUUUCUACUGUCAUGAUAAUAUUCACUCCUCAGUCUCGCAGUCUAGAAAAAUACAGUCCUUGGGUUUGCCAUUUUCAUUUAGACAAGGAAAAUGUAACUAGAAGAAAUUUAGAAGUGCAUUCUAUCAUUGACUCUCUUUACCAGCGAUAUGACUCCUUAAGAAAAGGCUCAAAAGUCACUCUUCCCAACUUGAAAAUAUCAACCAACAGGAAAUGUUCUGUACAUUACAUGGCUAAGGAAGGUGGAGAAACCUCUGUUGAUAAGGAAAUCGAUGGUGAAGAUUGCAUCACUGUUACAAUUGUCGAAAAUUAUAUGAAUUCUGUGCAACUGGAUGUGGUUCGCAAUAUGAUGAUACCUUUUCUUCUGCGAACAGCUAUAAAAGGAAUUUUUGAGAUCAAGAAGGUUGACAUUCUCUGGAAGGAUCUGUCAAAAGGAUCGAAGUCUUAUAAUGGUUCUUCCGGUGAACUAUACUUGAGGGUUACUAUGUCCAGCGACAGUGACAGAGGUACAUUCUGGGGUGCACUGAUAAAUCAUUGUCACAGGAUAAUGCCGAUGAUUGACUGGGCACGAAGUCAUCCGGAUAACAUUCAUCAUUUCUGCUCAGCCUUUGGAAUUGAUGCUGGGUGGCAGCAUUUUCUACAUAAUUUGUCAUCUGCAACAUCUGAUACUGGCACGUCAAUUCUUCCCAAGCAUCUGCGUCUUGUUGCCAAUAGUCUUUCGGCUAGUGGAGAGUUUGUGGGCUUAAAUUCUAAAGGCAUGGCACGGCAAAGAAAUCAUGCGUCUGUUUCAUCACCCUUUGUGCAAGCAUGCUUUUCUAAUCCCGGUAGUACCUUUUUAAAAGCUGCUAAGUCUGGGGUCGUUGAUAAUCUCCAGGGCACUCUAGAUGGAUUGGCUUGGGGAAAUUGUCUGUCCAUGGGGACAAGUGGACAGUUUGAUGUCAUGUACUCAGAGAAGGUACAAGAGCUUGCUAAGUCUGUAGAUGUGUAUGACCUGCUAGAAACCAGUUUUGACCAGCUAGACCAAGAGAUUAAUACCUCUCAAUCUAACAACUAUUCAUCCGACAAAUGCAAUUCUCAGUUUAGACAUAAAAAAGGUCGUUAUGCCCCAAAAGAGCCGAAGCAGUGGAAAAGUGUUAUAAGAAAUUUCAUGACUGCAAAUGAUAUUCAGAAGCUCACUUCUGCAUCAAGGUUCAUACUGAACAAGUAUCCUAUCGAUCAGAUACUAAGUGAGAGAGACAAGUUAACAAUAAUGAAGGUUUUGCAUUUUCAUCCUCGUAGAAAUGAAAAGUUAGGCUCUGGACCACAACAUAUAAAGGUUGGAUGGCAUCCUAAGUUUACAGAUAGUCGAUGCUUUUUUAUAAUUCGAACGGAUGGGACUGUUGAAGAUUUUUCAUACCGCAAAUGCAUUCUUGGUGCCCUUGAUGUUGUUGAUCCGGAAAAGUCAAAGAUCCAGAAGAAGAAAUGGUCGGGACAUGAUGACACGGAACCUAAAUUUUUGCAUGUCCAAGCAUAAUAAGUGACUGUCAUUUGAUAUGAUGGUAGUCACAACUCAAACUAUUGACUAUGAGUUCAUAGUUUCUCUGAAUAAAUCAUAUAGUUGGUAAUAGUAGUGCUACAACUCUAGAGUCACAAAAAACGACGUUGUUUUUCUACCUUUGAUUUAAAAGGUUGUCCCAAAUCAGUGGUAGAGAGGCACUGUUGUCUUUUGUGGGUAUAUAGAGUCAUGUAAUUGGCAUUACUCCUGCUAAGAGGUGGAUAAUCUGGACCUCUUUGUUGUGUAAUAUCUUUAAGUUAGAAUGAGAGUAGUAGCCAACUGAAAUGUUGAUGACUUUAGCUCGUCUGAUAAAGCCAGUGCAGCGAUUGAAACAAAGGAGACGCGGCAUAGAAGGGAGUAUACAAGUUGAAGGAAAUGGCUGUACAUUUUUUUAUUUUAACAAUUUACUUUCCUUUUUUAUGAUAAACAUGGAGUGGGUGCUAAAUCUUUAGCUUCUUUUUGCUACUUUCACUAUUAUUUUUUUGCCUCCGAUUACGCAAGGCAAAUAAAGAACUAGUGGAAGUAGCAACGAGAAGCUUGCAAACUGCAAAGAUUUACCCUCAGACCAGAUGUAUUGAUGAAUAUAUGACAGUUAAAUAUAAUAAUUGUUCAUGCUACCUAGUUCAAGCACCACGUGUAUCCCACAUACACAAAUUGAAGAAUGCUCAUAAAAUUUACAUUCUGCACAUUAUACUCAUGUUAUUUUAUUUGUUUUCAUGUGUAA